Oncorhynchus tshawytscha (Chinook salmon) is the source of this 5514-nucleotide messenger RNA. RefSeq names its product ephrin type-A receptor 3-like. Gene Ontology annotation, biological process: cell surface receptor protein tyrosine kinase signaling pathway; axon guidance; protein phosphorylation. Bases 124 to 3072 code for a protein of 982 amino acids. The transcript is spliced from 18 exons. NCBI's taxonomy places the organism in Eukaryota, Metazoa, Chordata, Actinopteri, Salmoniformes, Salmonidae. The record is from RefSeq and is a predicted model, not a curated record. Gene Ontology annotation, cellular component: plasma membrane; neuron projection. Gene Ontology annotation, molecular function: protein binding; ATP binding; transmembrane-ephrin receptor activity.
CCGGAGCCGAGUUGAACGCGAGCCUCUUGUCUGAACCGGAGAGCCAGCUCACAUCAUUCAGUGGCGCAUGCUUUACGGAGUUAUGUACCUCGCGUUGUCUUGCCCUCUGAACUGCCUGCCGUCAUGGAUUGCAAACCGCGCGCGAAACCACUACUACUUUGUAUUUUUCUGUUCAUCUUGUCGUUUAUUUGCCCAGCACUUCUGAUCAUCCACCCGUCCAAUGAAGUGAACCUGUUGGACUCCAAAGCCAGCCAGGGGGAGCUGGGAUGGAUCUCCUACCCAUCACAUGGGUGGGAGGAGAUCAGCGGAGUUGACGAGCACUACACUCCCAUCAGGACCUUCCAGGUGUGUAACGUGAUGGAGUACAGUCAGAACAACUGGCUGAGGACCAACUGGAUCCCCCGCCAGUCGGCCAAGAAGAUCUACGUGGAGCUAAAGUUCACCCUGAGAGACUGUAACUCCAUCCCCCUGGUCCUGGGGACCUGCAAGGAGACCUUCAACCUGCUGUACCUGGAGACGGAUGAGGACCAGGGCAGCCGCUUCAGAGAACACCAGUUCUCCAAGAUCGACACCAUCGCUGCAGACGAGAGCUUCACUCAAAUGGACCUGGGGGACCGCAUUCUGAAGCUCAACACGGAGGUCCGGGAGGUGGGGCCUGUUACCAAGAAGGGCUUCUACCUGGCGUUCCAGGACGUGGGGGCGUGUGUGGCCCUGGUGUCAGUCAGGGUGUACUUUAAGAUGUGCCCGUUCAUCGUUAGGAACCUGGCCUCAUUCCCUGACACGGUGCCCAUGGACUCUCAUUCAUUGGUGGAGGUGAAGGGCUCGUGUGUCAAUCACUCAAAGGAGCAGGAGCCACCACGUAUGUACUGUAGCACAGAGGGAGAGUGGCUAGUGCCCAUAGGGAAGUGUCUGUGUAACGUCGGCUAUGAGGAGAGAGGGAGCUCCUGCCAAGCGUGCAGAGCAGGGUUCUAUAAGUCUCUGCUGGGUAACGUCCAGUGCUCUAAGUGUCCACCCCACAGCUUCACCCAUCAUGAGGGAGCUCUACACUGUGGCUGUGAGAAAAACUACUUCCGUGCUGAUGGAGACCCGCCAUCUACGGCCUGCACACGUCCUCCCUCAGCUCCUCGUAAUGUGAUCUCAGUCAUCAACGAAACCUCAGUGAUUCUGGACUGGUCCUGGCCAGAGGACACGGGAGGUCGUAAGGAUGUCACCUUCACCGUGCUGUGUAAGCUCUGCAGGCCUGGCCAGAGGGUGUGUGAGGCAUGUCGCAGCAAUGUGCGGUUCCUCCCCCGUGCUGCGGGCCUGCAGAACACUACCGUAACCGUGGGAGACCUGCUGGCUCACACCAACUACACUUUCGAGAUUGAGGCUCAGAAUGGAGUGUCCCAGUUAGCCCCAACCAUGAGGCAAUAUGCUGCGGUGACCAUCACUACCAACCAAGCAGCCCCUUCUCCAGUGACUGUGAUCAGGAAGGAUCGCACGUCUCGUAACAGCAUCUCUCUGUCCUGGCUGGAACCAGAGAGACCCAAUGGCAUCAUACUGGACUACGAGGUCAAAUACUACGAGAAGCAGGAGCAGGAGACCAGCUACACCAUCCUGCGCUCUAAGGGUUGUAACGUGACGUUAAGCGGUCUGAAGGCAGACACCUCCUACCUGCUCCAGAUCAGGGCCAGGACUGCAGCAGGAUAUGGAGCCAGCAGCAGGAGCUUUGAGUUUGAGACCAGCCCUGACUCAUUCUCUAUCUCCAGUGAGAGUAGUCAGGUGGUGUUGAUAGCCAUCUCCUCCGCUGCGGCCAUCAUCCUGCUCACUGUCCUCCUCUACAUCGUGAUUGGCAGGUUCUGUGGCUACAGGAGGUCUAAACACCCUGAUGAGAAGAGACUGCACUUUGGCAAUGGACACUUGCGUCUGCCAGGUAUAAGGACGUACGUAGACCCUCACACCUAUGAAGACCCCAGUCAGGCCGUCCAUGAGUUUGCCAAGGAGCUGGAUGCUUCCUGUAUCGCCAUCGACAAGGUGGUGGGAGCAGGUGAGUUUGGGGAGGUGUGCAGCGGUCGUCUGCGUCUGCCCAGUAAGAAGGAGAACUGUGUGGCCAUCAAGACUCUGAAGGCAGGAUACACCGACAAACAGAGACGGGACUUCCUGUCUGAAGCGUCCAUCAUGGGACAGUUUGACCAUCCAAACAUCAUCAGGCUGGAGGGAGUGGUCACCAGGAGUAAACCUGUGAUGAUAGUAACUGAAUACAUGGAGAAUGGAUCCUUGGACAGCUUUCUGAGAAAACACGAUGCCCAGUUUACUGGUAUCCAGUUGGUGGGCAUGCUGCGUGGCAUUGCGUCGGGCAUGAAGUACCUGUCUGACAUGGGCUACGUCCACAGAGACCUGGCCGCCCGCAACAUUCUGGUCAACAGCAACCUGGUGUGUAAGGUGUCUGACUUCGGCCUGUCCAGAGUCCUGGAGGACGACCCCGAGGCUGCUUACACCACGCGGGGAGGUAAGAUCCCUAUCAGGUGGACAGCUCCAGAGGCCAUCUCCUACAGGAAGUUCACCUCGGCCAGCGACGCCUGGAGCUACGGCAUCGUGCUCUGGGAAGUGAUGUCAUACGGGGAGCGGCCUUACUGGGAGAUGUCCAAUCAGGACGUUAUCAAAGCAGUAGAUGAGGGCUACAGACUGCCUCCUCCUAUGGACUGUCCUGCUACUCUGUACCAGCUGAUGUUGGACUGCUGGCAGAAGGAGAGGAACAACAGACCCAAGUUCGAACAGAUCGUCAGCAUCCUGGAUAAACUCAUACGCAACCCUGGGAGCCUGAAGAUCACAGCCAACACCUCACCCAGGCCAGCCAACCUGCUCCUGGACAGGAGUAGUUCCGAGGUGGUUCAGUCAUUGGGAACAAUGGGGGAUUGGCUGGACAACGUGAGGACUCUGCCCUGUAAGGAGGCCUUCUCUGGGGUCAGCUACAGCUCCUGUGACACCCUGCCCAAGACCUCCGCAGAAAUCUGUCUGACGGAGGUCCAGCACCACGUCACAGCAGCCACCUGCCCAGAGUGGGAGCCUUCAAUGGGGAUCACCACCCUCUAACCCCCCCCCUCCUCCUCCUCCUCCCUUCAAACUCCAGAGACAACGGAUGGGACCUAAAGAAGGUUGGUGUGACUAUCGUCGGCCCCCAGAAGAACAUUGUGAGCAGCAUCAAAGCACUAGAGAGCCACAGUAAGAACGCCCCUGUCCCAGUGUAACUCGACCGAGCCACUAGAGACUGGCUGUCUGGCUGACUGGCUGACUGGCUGCCCUCUGGGCCCCGUUCCAAUCUGAAUGAAACCCCUCUGGGCCCUGUUCCAUUCUGAAUGAAGACCCUCUGGGCUCCGUUCCAAUAUGAUUUAAAGCGUCUCCCCUUCAGACCUCUGUGAACGUUUCAAUGACGUUCCUUCCACAAGGGAGGCUUCCCUUUGCGAGGGGUAGUGAUGGGGAGAGGAGGGCCUCAUUGGAUUAGAACAGCCCUCUGAUCUCUCUAACAUACAGGAAGGAAGUCCCAAACUAAAGGAGGAAGUAGACACUCCACACAAAUGCUGAGAUGCCUUACUCAGAACAGGAGAGGAGAGAACCUGGCCUUGGACCUUGGGGCAUGGCGAUAAAGGGCUGGUGCUGGGAUUGGAUAACGUGGGACAGCAGGGCCCUUUGUGUGACAUAUAGUGGUAAGGGGCUCGUUGAGAACUGAUCCAAUCGUGAUCCUAUGGACUUGACUGACAACUCUUUAACUCUGGAGAGGGGGACAUUAAAUGCCUUGAGUAGAAUAAUGCAGUCAGCAGCAGCAAUUCACUCACAUCAACCUGGAGCAGACAGAAGCAGACCUGGAGAUUCAUUCAUGAACUUUGAGACGCUGGACUCCCACCACUGAAGACCCCACUCUCUCUCACAGAGAAGGACUGAUACCACUCUGUGUGUCUGUGUGUCUGCUCCUGUGUUACUCAAGAGAAAGUCAGCUUGAGAAAGAAGCCAAACCAUUGGAUGGGCUCCCAGACUAAGCCAUGUUUCCCCUAGCUAUAGCCUACAGUCUGAAAACAGUUGAUGUCAAACAGAAAGCAAUAAUCACAACAAUCAGUUUAUCAGUUUGAUCAACCAGAACCAAUGAGACUCACACAGUUUGCUCUGAUGGUUCACAGGAUACAUCAGACCACAUACAGAACUGUAAUUAACUGCCACAAGUCUGCUUAUUAUACAGUAGGUAAUGAUACAUCACUCCAAGCUUCCUUAUUCCUACCCCUAGUGUGAAAUCUCAGUAUGUGUUAUUCAUUCAAACUAAAGCAGGAUAGAGAGAAAAGGAGAGAUCGAGGGAGAGAGGUAGAAGUAGAGAGAGCUGUGGAGGGAGAGAGGAAUAGAGAAGGAAAUGCAGAGAGACAGACAGAGAGACAGAGAAAGACAGAGAGAGAGGUAGAGAGAGAAUACCUUGCAACCGACUACUCCAGAGCAUAUUCUGCUCUGUAAGGUAGAUAGAUGACACUCAAUGACCCCGAGCUCUUCUAAUGCCUUCUUCCAGCAGCGGUGGAGAUCUCACAACGCUCUGGAAACAACGAGUGUGUGAGUGUAAUACAUCUCUGGAGCAGACAAUGAUUCUCUCUGGAAACAACGAGUGUGUGAGUGUAAUACAUCUCUGGAGCAGACAAUGAUUCUCUCUGGAAACAACGAGUGUGUGAGUGUAAUACAUCUCUGGAGCAGACAAUGAUUCUCUGGAAUCAACGAGUGUGUGAGUGUAAUACAUCUCUGGAGCAGACAAUGAUUCUCUGGAAUCAACGAGUGUGUGAGUGUAAUACAUCUCUGGAGCAGACAAUGAUUCUCUCUGAUCUGAACAAUAUUGCGUGUGGAUGCGUGAUAGCACCCCCGUCUGUCCCCUGCCCGCCUGUUGCCCUUAGCUGCUGUUGUAUGUUCUAUUAGCAUGUACAUAUGUAAACAACCAUGUAACUAUAGCUACUAGCAGUACAGUCCCCUUCCAUAGCCAUCCCUUUGUACAAAUGUUUCUAUGUAUAAAAGAAUGAACAAAAAUAUCUGUGCAACAUUUUGAAAAGGCAAAAAUUAUUUGUAUUAUAUUUGAUGUUAUUUUGUCUUAUAUUUGUUUUUUUACAUUAAAAAAAGCAAUUAUAAUAACCUAUUAUUUAUUUGUUAACAUAUACAGUGCAUAAGUGUAGUGUUUUGUUUGUAGCAGACAGUAGGUUAUAACAUGGUUCUGUGACAGCGUCGUCAAUGUUUUCUGUUUUCUUUAUAAUCAUGGACAUUUGGAAGAGCAAUACUGUUAACCACCCCCUCCCUACUCUUUUAGCUUUCUUUAGAUGAACGUGUGUGCGUGUGUAUGUGUGUGCAUGCAAGCGUGUGUGUGUGUCUCUGUGCGUGCGUGUGUGUGUGUGUGUGUGUGCUUGUGCAAAUGUAAAAGGCCUUGUCUACUAAUGUUAAAUGAUUUGUAGUGGAAACAUUUAUAUUUUUAUAAUAAACAUUCUUAAAAUAUUUUUGAAAAAAUUAAUGCAGAUAAACUUG